Molecule: messenger RNA, 426 nt
Organism: Trichoderma gamsii
Lineage: Eukaryota; Fungi; Ascomycota; Sordariomycetes; Hypocreales; Hypocreaceae
Exons: 1
Coding region: 1-426 (141 amino acids)
Source: RefSeq, a predicted model, not a curated record
AUGACGCCAAAUCCACAUCUACACGCUUCUUCCUUUGAAGGAUUCUCAAACUUAAAUCCCGUUACUCACCGAGACCCCCUUUUUCACAGACUUGUCGAAAUCCGCGCCGCCCAACGAACCUUUGAGGGAGCCUACAUGCGAACCGCCCUUGGCCUCUUCUCCUUCUCCCUCGUCAUCCUCAAAGUCUUCACCGAGGAGUUCUACCCCAUCGGCGCCCUCUUCGCCGCCUUUGGCACCGCCAUCCUCCUCGUCUCCCUCUACCGCCGCUACCAGGGCAACCGCCAGUUCUUCGUCGCCGAGUCGGCAGAUGGCAUCUUUCACCGGAAAUUCCGGACCAGCGGCGACACUGUGGUCUUAUUGACCGUGCUGAGUCUUUGCGCCUAUGCUACGCUUUUGGCAUUGACGUGGGAACUUAAAGACGUAUGA